AUGCAGAUUAGAGAAAAUGACUACGGUGAAUUAGUUAUCCAAAGUUUGCAUUUAUUCUACAUUUAUUCGUUCUACGUGGCCAUGAAGACUGCCACUUCAAUUGGUAACCUUCCUGCGGCAACCAAUUCAUAUGAGUUCUUGUUCAUGACAACCUACUGGCUGAUUGGCGUGUAUGUGAAUGCCAUCCUUAUCGGCCAGAUAGUUGACAUUCUUGACUCUCGUAAUGCAAAUCGGGAUGCUUAUAGAAAGGCAAUGGAUAAAUCACUCGCCUACAUCAAGCAGUUAAAGACACCCGAAGAGGUAGUGGACAAAGUGCGCACCUGGUAUCUCUUUAACUGGGACCAACAAAAGUGCCUUGGUAAACUAAUUAUAAUAUCUCUUUAUAUUCUAUAA
Messenger RNA from Protopolystoma xenopodis, 393 nucleotides. The record is from the annotation of a GenBank genome assembly. NCBI's taxonomy places the organism in Eukaryota, Metazoa, Platyhelminthes, Monogenea, Polystomatidea, Polystomatidae.